AGCCCCUUCCUUUAUCACAAUUGGAACUUGAACCAUCAUGGCUCUGCGUGUCGCGGCGGAGAAGGCAGCGGCGGCGUCUAAGGCCAGUCCGGCCGUGACGCUGUACCGCUACAUUACCAAACAGGUUCCGCGUGUGCUGACGCUGUAUGAUAUCCCGAUGGAGCCGGCCGAGGCGCGACUGGCCGUUCAGGCGCUAUUCCGCCAGCACGCGGACGUCAAGGACCCUCGAGUGGUGGAUAUGCUCAUCACCAAGGCCAAUAUGGAGCUGGAAGAGACGCUCAUGCAGUGGAAGCAGAAGGUUCACCUGGUCACGCUAUUGGACCACGCUCAGGCAUUGCGCCAACCGACACCGCUCGUCGACUCGGUUGACCAGGCGCUCGAGAAGUUUUACGCUGGUGUGGACGACGACGAGGACGAGCUGUAAGACAGAAAAACUGAAAAAAAAUACACGACGAGAGUGCACGGUCUGAAUGGUUGAGACCAUGAGCUUGUCGCUCCCUGGCUUUUGAUUUAAUGAAG
Messenger RNA from Phytophthora infestans T30-4, 519 nucleotides. RefSeq lists its product as uncharacterized. The transcript has a single exon. Gene Ontology annotation, biological process: response to oxidative stress. The record is from RefSeq and is a predicted model, not a curated record. NCBI's taxonomy places the organism in Eukaryota, Oomycota, Peronosporomycetes, Peronosporales, Peronosporaceae. The coding region runs from base 38 to 424 and encodes 128 amino acids.